Molecule: messenger RNA, 2768 nt
Organism: Acomys russatus (golden spiny mouse)
Lineage: Eukaryota; Metazoa; Chordata; Mammalia; Rodentia; Muridae
Gene: Lrrtm4
Product: leucine rich repeat transmembrane neuronal 4
Exons: 3
Coding region: 289-2064 (591 amino acids)
Cellular component (GO): plasma membrane
Molecular function (GO): protein binding
Source: RefSeq, a predicted model, not a curated record
UCUGUUUUCUCCAGCGGAGGGCACUCAGUGUAUCACAAACUGGAGCAUUAGCACCAACCAGCUCUGAGCACCAUCAGUCUCUGGAAAGCCUUCUGAAUUAGACAAGGGCUGCCUCUCAGCACAGCUACAAAACACUUUCAACCUGACCAGCUAAAUGGAUAAACCUAGCCCGCAUAGCUUUUAAACUGGGGUCUCACACAGAACAGGCGGCCUGCUUGCUUCAGCAACGGAAAAAUCCUGAGGAUGAAUUGCUUUAUCUGGGAAUGGCAAAAGGCAGCACAAUAAGGAAUGCCAGGUUUCCGUCUAAUCACGCAGCUGAAAGGCAUGAGUGUGUUUCUGGUGCUAUUUCCCACCCUGCUGCUGGUUAUGCUAACGGGGGCUCAGAGAGCUUGCCCGAAGAACUGCAGAUGCGAUGGCAAGAUUGUGUACUGUGAGUCUCACGCCUUCGCAGACAUCCCGGAAAACAUUUCUGGAGGGUCACAAGGUUUAUCCUUAAGGUUCAACAGCAUUCAGAAACUCAAAUCCAAUCAGUUUGCCGGCCUUAACCAGCUUAUAUGGCUUUAUCUGGACCAUAAUUACAUUAGCUCAGUGGAUGAAGAUGCUUUUCAAGGGAUCCGCAGACUGAAAGAAUUAAUUCUAAGCUCCAACAAAAUUACCUAUCUGCACAAUAAAACAUUUCACCCAGUCCCCAAUCUUCGCAACCUGGAUCUCUCCUACAACAAACUUCAGAGCUUGCAGUCUGAGCAGUUUAAAGGCCUCCGGAAGCUCAUUAUUUUACACUUGCGAUCUAACUCCCUCAAGACCGUGCCCAUCCGGGUUUUCCAAGACUGCAGGAACCUUGAUUUUCUGGACUUGGGUUACAAUCGUCUCAGAAGCUUAUCCCGAAAUGCAUUUGCUGGUCUUCUGAAGUUGAAAGAGCUCCACCUGGAGCACAACCAGUUUUCAAAGAUCAACUUUGCUCACUUUCCUCGUCUCUUCAACCUACGAUCCAUUUACCUGCAAUGGAACAGGAUCCGCUUUGUCAGUCAAGGCCUAACGUGGACCUGGAGUUCCUUGCAUACUUUGGAUUUAUCAGGGAAUGACAUACAAGCAAUCGAGCCUGGCACAUUUAAAUGCCUCCCCAACUUGCAGAAAUUGAAUUUGGAUUCCAACAAGCUCACCAAUGUCUCCCAGGAGACGGUCAAUGCAUGGAUAUCCUUAAUAUCCAUCACCUUGUCUGGAAACAUGUGGGAAUGUAGUCGGAGCAUUUGUCCUCUGUUCUACUGGCUGAAGAAUUUCAAAGGGAAUAAAGAAAGUAGCAUGAUAUGUGCGGGGCCUAAGCACAUACAGGGCGAAAAGGUCAGCGAUGCUGUGGAGACUUACAACAUAUGCUCUGAGGUCCAGGUGGUCAACACUGAAAGAUCACACCUGGCGCCUCAAACUCCUCAGAAGCCCCCGUUCAUCCCCAAACCUACCAUCUUCAAACCUGAUGCCAUCCCAGCGACCCUGGAGGCAGUGAGCCCAUCCCCGGGGUUUCAAAUUCCAGGGACGGAUCAUGAGUACGAGCAUGUGUCCUUUCACAAAAUCAUCGCAGGGAGCGUGGCUCUUUUCCUCUCUGUGGCCAUGAUUCUCCUGGUGAUCUAUGUGUCUUGGAAACGGUAUCCAGCCAGCAUGAAACAGCUCCAACAGCACUCGCUUAUGAAGAGGAGACGGAAAAAGGCGAGAGAGUCCGAGAGACAAAUGAAUUCCCCUUUACAGGAAUACUACGUGGACUACAAGCCGACGAACUCUGAGACCAUGGAUAUAUCGGUUAAUGGAUCUGGUCCCUGCACAUAUACCAUCUCUGGCUCCAGGGAGUGUGAGAUGCCCCACCACGUGAAGCCCUUGCCGUAUUACAGCUAUGACCAACCAGUGAUUGGGUACUGCCAGGCCCACCAGCCUCUUCAUAUCAACAAGGCCUAUGAAGCUGUGUCCAUAGACCAGGAUGACAGCCCCAGUCUGGAGCUUGGGAGAGACCACAGCUUCAUUGCCACCAUAGCCAGGUCGGCUGCACCUGCCAUUUAUCUGGAGAGAAUAACAAACUAACAUUAAAGCCAACUCCUUGAUGCGGAGCUCGCAGGGGAAGGGAGGCCUUGGUCGCAAAGGACAUGAGGUGUCCAGCAGCCUCCAGCCGCCAGAGUCCAUUGCUCCUGUACAGAAGUUUAGGAAAUAGUGAGAAACAAACCCCAAACUGCUUAUGAAGUUGGGCAGCUGAUGAACCCAGCACUCACCGGGAGGACACACACCUUUCUUUGCUUUAAGACAACACAAACACAAGCACUCCCGGAUGUAAAUAGUCAAGAGUGUUAAGUUCUUAUAAAAAUAGAUUUCACCCUAGCUAUCUAUAGGUUUGUUUGUAUAUUUGAUUUUUCUACACUGCAUGGUUCCUGGGCUGGAGAACCACAGGGGGGAGGGUGGGAAUUUUGGGGAAACAACUCCGUUUUCCUUGUAAGGUGUGCGUAACACUCACAGACCUUUUCUCCAAUGUUUUCAUUUUAGUUUCUUUUUUUCUUGAAAAACCUGGAUAUAUUCUGGUUUUAUUUACUUCAUUUUUCUUAAUUUCCUGAUUAAAUGACUUUCUACUUCUCAAUGUGAGUACUUACAUGGUACCAAGAGAAGAUUUGGUUUUGCAUCGACCUAAAGUAAAGAGAGUUGACUACAACUUUCGAUCAAUUACUGGAAAGAGUUAAGUACAUCGAAGUGUAUAUCCACUCAGUACACAUUAUAGACAAUACCAGGAGUUCUGGGUU